Photinus pyralis (common eastern firefly) is the source of this 3491-nucleotide messenger RNA. RefSeq lists its product as uncharacterized. Gene Ontology annotation, molecular function: phospholipid binding; actin binding. The record is from RefSeq and is a predicted model, not a curated record. Lineage: Eukaryota; Metazoa; Arthropoda; Insecta; Coleoptera; Lampyridae. Gene Ontology annotation, cellular component: cytoplasmic side of plasma membrane; actin cytoskeleton. Gene Ontology annotation, biological process: cell projection assembly; plasma membrane organization.
GCCAUUCAAGCUAUCGCAUCUUACUUGGAUGCGUUCCAAAAAAUCGCAGACUCCGCCACCAAUGCCAGAGGCGCUACCAAGGAAAUCGGAACUGCGCUUACAAGGAUAUGCCUGAGACACAAAGCGGUGGAAACUCGCCUGAAGACUUUUACAAGUGCGGUCAUGGAUUGCCUCGUCGUUCCUCUGCAAGAAAAGUUGGAAGAUUGGAAAAAAACCGUUUUAAACUUGGAUAAGGAACACGCCAAAGAUUACAAAAGAGCAAGGUCAGAGUUAAAGAAACGAUCCACAGAUACGCUGAGACUACAGAAAAAAGUACGCAAAGGUGCUGGCGGUGACUUACAUAAAAGAAUAGAAUGUGGCUUACAAGAUGUUAGUGAAAAAAGACAGUUAUUAGAAGAAACAGAAAAACGAGCUGUGCGUGCCGCAUUGGUCGAAGAACGCAGCAGAUUCUGUACCUUUGUGGGGUUCUUAAAACCGGUUGUGGAUGAAGAAGUUGCCAUGUUAACGGAAUUAUCCCAUCUUCAGGAAGUUGUGUCGCAGUUAGAAAAAAACACAUCAGAUCCGCAAUCUUUACCGCCCGCGUCCGAACAAGUCAUAGCCGAUCUAAAGAGUUCGGAUAGCGGAUGGUCGUUCCACACGCCGCCGUCCUCGCCAUCGAGUUUAGGCUCUAGAAAAUCUUCCAUGUGUUCAAUUAGUUCUCUAAAUAGUUCCUCUUCGGGAAGCUCAAAAAGUCACCAUUCCCCCAGUCAUCCCCAUUGGCAGCAUUCUCUAUCGCAGUCUGUAGUUCGAAAUGGUAUAGUGAGGUUAGCUUCAGUCUCGAGUCGAGAUUCUGGAUUUACUUCUCAAGAUACACUUUACCCUAGACCUCCUUCUUCACUAAGUGUUGCUCAGGUUUCGAAUGCUUCUGAAAAUAGCAGCAACAGUAGCAGUUCCAGCACGCCAUGUACACCUUUCUCAUCUUCGACAAUACCCGCAACGACAGCGACUUGGCCUAAUCUGCAAGAAACGCUCCAAUUUGAACGAGCUGCAAGUGCUAUUAUCAGUGACCGUCCUCAUACGAUUUCUUCAGCAUAUGAAAAGGGACAUUUGCGACCACCUUUAACUGUAUAUACAUUCCAAGCUCCAGAUCAAAGUUUGUCCCAACCGGUUAGUCCUGUGACCGGCAUCACUCCUAUAACCGAAAAUGCACCAGGUAUUCCUACUACAAGUUCCACCUUUUCUAUGAAAUCUACUCAGAGUAAACCACCUUUACCCACGAGGUGUUCAUCUCUGGAAAGACCAAGUGGGCCAAAUGUUCCUGCCAAAACUAUCAAAUCGGGUGUUCGUGUUUUACCUCCGGGCAACAUCGAACACAAGCUUAUAAAACCAACUCCACUUCCAGCUCACAUCUCUCGAGUUAUAGAUAUACCUCAACCUACUUACGUCAAUAUGCACGAAUUGGCGAGUAUGGCCGCCAAUAAAGCUCAAGAAAUGAACUUGCCACCGCCGCCUGCCGAGUUCAUCACUCCUCUGCCUCCUUCGACGGAAAAGGGUCCUAACGAAGGUGAGAAAGAUGGUAGUACUAGUGAGAGUUCUUUAGAGUCCUCCAGUGGAUAUGGAAGUCAAACAACUUUUCCUGUAGAGGAAGCUGCACAUAUCGAAGAUCUGUCGGUGUCUAAUCUAGAGACGGCCGGCAAGUACUGCACUCUACCACGUAAGGGAGACCUGAACGCAAUUCGACGCCGUCCUUUGUCAAUGACAGCUAUGUAUUCAAGUGGUACUAUCCGAAAUACAUUGUUACGUCGUGGUUCUUCGCAAAACAACAAACCUCUUCCACCAAUUCGUCGAACGUCGUCAAUUACAAAUACCAAUCGACCACUUACCCCUGUCCACAGUGAUGAGAAUUUGCCACCUCCUCCAGCAUUUCUCUUAGAAGCUACCACUCUCGCCAAAAAUCAUAUAUCAGUUAAUGUAGCCGAAACAGUUAAGGCACUUACAGAGUUAAAACACACACCGGCCAGUCCGAGCUCAAUGCGACGUGUGUCUUCGUCUUCUCAAGGAACGACUGUCGUUUCGCAGUCAAUAUCACAAUCGCCAAUACUUAGCACGUUUCAAAAUCCUGGACAACCAAAGCCUUCGUACGUAUCGCAAUCUGCCGGAGUUAUCUAUGCUCAUCCCUCACAAAUUGUUUCUGGAAGUCCAAGUGAGAUCCGUCGUGUGAAUUCUCUUCGUUCGCAAAGCGCCGAAAGGAGAUCUAAUGAAGGUCCUGGCGGUGUCGGUUCAAGUUUCAUAGCAGCUCUCAGCGCCAAACUAGCACCUAGCUUAAGUCCGAGAACGUCACGUCGUCAUUCCGAAGAUCUCCAACCCAUAAACAUUGGACAAAGUACGCAGGUGAAAAUUACGCCGCGAGGUCCAGGCCAAAACUUUCUAGAUUCCCUCAACGCCAAACUUGCUCAACAACACAUGGCUAAUAACAUGCAACAGCCUCAAUUGAAGGCGCUCAAAAUUCGACAAAUUAUAAACAGUAAAGCGCAACCUGAUCCGAAAGUUUGUCAUGAAUCUUUAAUGGAUCAGAUUAAGCGAGGCGCGACAUUAAAGCGAGCCAAGGUGGUAAACGAUCGAUCUGCUCCUAAAAUUUAUUAAUCAUGAAAGGUGACUUAGAGUUCAAAUUUUGUUUUUAGGAAGUAAUGUUUUUUUGUUGCGUUAAAUCAGAAAAUGCUGCUUGAUCAAUGUUUACCUGGAAUGUUAUUUGGGAACUGCAGUGCUUAUAGUUAACGUACUGUGAAUCACACACGUCCAUACUUAGAUAAUAAUGACUGAAUUAUUAUUUUUGCAUCGCAUGCGGAAUUAUGACAUUGAAUGACUGAUUGUAUUAAUCGAUGUAGUUAAAGAAGUUCUCAUAACCGUAAAUGUUAUAAUUUUCUUUGUUCGUGCGAUACUUACAUAUCUUCUCGCGUAUGGCAGGAGUCAUUUUGUUAACAGCUAAAUACACUAUUUAUUUUACAAAGUGGUUAUCCGACUCUUAUGGUAUUCUGUAAAUAGGUUGACAUAAUAAAUAUAUAAAAAUAAUUAGUAAAGACAAUAUAUAUGAUGCACACUUUAUUUCUUACGAAUAAGUACAACCGUUAUCCUGUUCCAAACUUGUUGUAUAUAUAUCUAGCUAUUACCUCAGUCAGUAUCUAAAAAUUAUAAUUUUAAGGCGUAUUCUUAAGAGAUUGAUGAGAGUAAAUGGCAGGUGUGCUAGUAGUUUUGUAAAUGUAUUUAAUCUGUCAAUGUAGCUGUGCAUUUUAUACAUCUAAUGUGAAUUUUAAAUUCGUAAAUUGUAUUCGACGCAUCUGUAUAUAGGUACAUCGUUUAUAUACUUUAGUGGUCAGCAAUGCAUGCUAAUUUUGGAGUGCACUAUAAAAAACAUUAUUUUUUUUUAAAUAACGCAGUUCUCUGAUUUAGACAGGUUCAUUUCCUUAUGGUGUAUAUUAUAUAAAAUGGAAAAUAAUAACGUUUAAAGAUUCAAA